Elgaria multicarinata webbii is the source of this 961-nucleotide messenger RNA. RefSeq lists its product as uncharacterized. Lineage: Eukaryota; Metazoa; Chordata; Lepidosauria; Squamata; Anguidae. Gene Ontology annotation, molecular function: peroxiredoxin activity. The record is from RefSeq and is a predicted model, not a curated record. Bases 44 to 787 code for a protein of 247 amino acids. The transcript is spliced from 5 exons.
UCCGAGGCGCCCCGCCCGUGCGCUCUUUCCAGAGAACGGCACCAUGAAGCGCAUUCUGCUCGCCAGCCUGCUGCAGCUCCGCCGCCGGGGCUCCGCUGCCCUUCUGCCUCGCAGUGUGUUGGGGAGUUUUGGGGGAAGACCCCAAACUGUAACCUUGAACCAUGCAUACAGCACAGAGGGAGGAAACACCACUAAGCCAAUCGGACGCUAUCCAAUACCCAAUAAGAAUGAUUUGCCAUAUGAUAUAGUUGAGCUCAUGGAUGAAGUAGAAGUAAAGAGUGGGUUUUUGCCCAAUGUGUUUAAGGUGAUGUCUCAUCGGCCAGCAGAAUUUAGAGCCUUCUUUGCUUAUUACAAUGCCAUCAUGAACAAGGAGACAGGAAACCUAAGUAAGGCUGACAAAGAGCUUAUUAUUGUGGCUACCAGUGUUGUUAACAACUGUCCCUACUGCGUAAUUGCGCACAGUGCUUUACAUAGGAUAUACUCCAAGAAACCAAUGCUAGCGGAUCAGGUCAUGGUGAAUUGGAAAAUGGCUGACCUGAGUGAUCGGGAACUGGCCAUGCUGGAGUUUGCACGUGCAGUCUGUCGAUCAGAGAACAUCACCGAAGAGCAUUUUCAGAAACUAGAGGCACACGGGUUUGACCGAGAAGAUGCCUGGGACAUAGGCACCAUUUCGGCCUUUUUUGCCAUGUCGAAUCGCAUAGCUCACUUCACAGAUAUGCAUCCAAACUCGGAAUUCUACACCAUGGGAAGAAUACCAAGAGAAAAAGACAAGGCCAAAUCUUGCUAACGAAGCUUGCUGGCACCCAAAUCUUUGCAAGGACAUUGAUCUCCCAAUGCUGAGACCAAGCUUGAUCGAUUACAGACUUAAGAGUCACAAAGUCAAAAUGGGCAAGUAUUGGACGCAGUGAGAAGGGAAAUGUAUUUCACUUUCUAUUGAAAUUAAAGACACGGCAAGAUCAAA